GAAGAGGCGGGCGCUCGGCUCACCAUGGCCGCCGCGGUACCGAUCUGAGCGGCGUCCACCCCGCGGUCCCGGGCCGCCCGGGCCAUGCGGCCUCCGCCGCUGUGGCUACUGUGGCUGCUGCUCUGUGGCCUCGGCGCCACUGCGCCUCCGCUAGACUCUUUUUCCCAGCUUGCUGCUCCUCAGCACCUGAACCUUCACCUGUACAAUGAUGAGCAGAUUCUGAGUUGGGCGCCGUCACCCCCCACCAACGACACGAGACCAGUGGUUUACCAGGUGGAGUAUAAAUUAGUGUAUGUCGUUCAUGUGAGCUUUUUUGUUUGUAAUUCUAUUUCAGUUACUGUUGGGCCUCCAAAAAACAUCUCGGUGACCCCAGGAAAAGGCUCCCUCAUCAUCCACUUCUCCCCUCCCUUUGAUGUGACGACAGAAGUAACUUUUGAGUAUCAUGUCCAUUACUGGGAAAAAACAGGAACCAAACAGGUGAGCGGCCCCUUUGAGAAGAACUCCAUUGUGUUGGAUGAUUUGAAGUCGUUUAGAGUUUACUGUUUACAAAUUGAGACGCAGCUGAUUGUGAAAAACAAAAGUAACUGUCGACCUAAGUCUUCGUUCAGCAACGUAUCUUGCCAAGAAACAACAGCAAAGGCCUACACCAGGCUGCAAGUCACCCUGAUCUUCCUGGGCAUCUCUCUGUCGCUGCUGGUGCUCACGGGGGCCUGCUUCUUCCUGUUCCUCAAAUACCAGAGCCGGGUGAAGUACUGGUUUCAAGCUCCCCCAAACAUCCCGGAACAAAUAAAGGAGUAUUUAAAGGACCCGGAGCAACCCAUCUUAGAAGUCUUGGACAAGGACAGUUCCCCAAAGGAUGAUGCCUGGGACUCUGUGUCCAUCAUUUCCUCUCUAGAAAAGGAACAAGAUCGUGUGCUCCAAACACUAUGAGCCCGGGCACCAGUCCCUGCUUGCCCAGGAUGAUGAUGUGGGAUGCUGCUGCCAUUCUGCCCAGACUCUGCAGAGACCACAGCGCCCCCACAGACUUCCGCCUCAGGAAGGCCUUUCAGGGGGAAGAUGGUGGACUCUUGAUUCUUUAUG
Molecule: messenger RNA, 1080 nt
Organism: Microtus ochrogaster (prairie vole)
Lineage: Eukaryota; Metazoa; Chordata; Mammalia; Rodentia; Cricetidae
Gene: Ifngr2
Product: interferon gamma receptor 2
Exons: 6
Coding region: 85-930 (281 amino acids)
Biological process (GO): cytokine-mediated signaling pathway
Cellular component (GO): plasma membrane
Molecular function (GO): cytokine receptor activity; protein binding
Source: RefSeq, a predicted model, not a curated record